GCAGGGAGUCUGGCAGAGGGAGUGUCUGUUCCACGCGUGGAUUAUUAUUGUUCCGCGAUCGCUCUGUAUCCAGAAGGGAAGCGCCCAAGGAGAAUCGGAAGAAACCGAAGCCCCUACCGAAAAGUGCUGACCCUAAAAAAAAAAGGGGGACAUAUUUGAUCUUGACACCUUAUCAAGGCUACAGUCUCACCAAGAAACUACAUUCGUUGGUUGGUCAGGGCGAUGACACUGCCCUCGGCCCAUGAGUUCCACUGGCAGAGCCUAGCAUCCCUCUCCAGUGCCCGUGUCUAUCACUCAUUGGCUGAUGUAGGGGGGCAGCUCUAUAUGGUAGGAGGUUGUGAUGCAUCGGGCCGACCCACCAGCACUCUUGAUCUCUACUCCCCUGAGGUGGACCGCUGGGUAAGUCUUCCUCCGAUGCCCACGCCAAGAGCCGGGGCGGCAGUGGCAGUCUUAGGGAAGCACCUCCUGGUGGUCGGUGGAAUGGGAAAGGAUCAACGCCCCCUAAAGGCGGUGGAGGUGUACAACACAGAGGAAGGCAAAUGGCGGAAGAGAUGUUCGUUGAGGGAGGCGUCCAUGGGACUUUCUGUAACUGUUAAAGACGGCAGGGCUCUUGCUGUUGGAGGAAUGGGAGCAGACCUCCUGCCUAGAAGUGUUUUCCAGCAGUACGACCUUCGCAAGGACGUGUGGGCGCUUCUCCCGCCCAUGUCCACCCCUCGCUAUGAUACCAGCGUCUGCCUACUGGGCUCUAAGCUCUACGUGGCAGGUGGACGUCAGUGUAAGCGUUUAGUAAAGGCUUUUGAAGUCUUUGACAUGGAAAGCCGCAGUUGGUCAUCUCUUCCCAGUCUCCCUUGCAAGAGAUCUUAUUCUGGGGUCUUAUGGGACAGCUCAGGGCGUCUCAGCUGGUUAGGAGGCCUCAGACAAGGAGGAAUGCACCAAAGUUCCAAGUUUACCAAGAAUGUUAACAUCUUUGACACCAACAAAGGAUUUUGGUUGAAAUCUGAGGACACAGUAUCCUUGAAGACUAAGCGAGCAGACUUUGCCUCUGCCAUAGUACGAGGGAGAAUGAUCGUGGCAGGGGGUUUGGGCCAUCAACCAUCAGUCUUGGACACUGUCGAAGCUUUCCACCCCGAAAAAAGUAAAUGGGAGAGACUGUCACCUAUGGUCACGCCCCGUUGCUCUGCCUCCAGCAUUGUUAUUCGUGACCGCCUACUGGUAGUGGGAGGUGUCAAUCAAGUCCCAAGCUCUGCCCAUGAGAUUCUAUAUGUAAAAGAGGAGGAGAUACUUUAACCGUCAAUGUUUAGAUUUACAUAACAGAAAAAAGUUGCCUUCAAUGAUCAAUAGAACACUAAUUAUCAAUUAUUAGGCCAGAAAAAUCCUCUACGCAAGUACACAAAUGCAGAUACAAAUGUUUGACUAGCAUAUUUGCAUGCACACAGUCCUAUUGUACGUACUGUAUCAUAGGAGUCCAAAUGUCUGAGAAAACUAGUGAAAAUGCAUCUACUGUAUAUAGCAUUUUUCUGAUUUAAUACAAAAAAAAUUCCAUUACAAAUUUUAUUCUCAGCAUAACAAUAUGAGUAAAAAUCAAAAUUUGAAAAUAAUUUUUUUUUGCUUUAAUGAUAGCAUGUACUCGACAAGUUUGUGCAAAACCUGAUGGUAACAAUUCUCAAAACUCAAGGGGGCUAUAGGCUUACAUUCAAAUAUCUGUGCAGAUAAAGCGAGUGCAUUAUUAUUAGAGCUGUGUGUUUAGGGCUGUUAAUUUAGUGCAAUUUAUUAAAUAUAAAAUACUUCGUUAAAAUAUAUAUACAUAAUUGUGUAAUACACGUAUGUAUUUUUUUACCAUCUGAGCAAUUCAACUUCAAGUACAUGAAGUGUUUUGCAAGCCACAUCAGCAGGGGGCAGUCAGCAUGCCUCAACGAACAUCACCAGCAGUACAGCCACAGAACGAGAGUGGGUUAAACAGUAUGUGUUCUUGACAGCUGGAUGCAGCACAACAGAAUGUAGGGAUCUCGAGACUUGAUUUUCAUAGUUUCAACUACUUUUACCUUGACAAAGUGUCAUAAAAAUGCAUCAUUUAUAAUGCUGAAAACCUGUGAGAUCCGUCUGAUGCAUUUUUGCACACGGAGUGCAAGAACGCGUCUGUGAGAACAGGACAGAUUGACUAACAAAAUUGCAAAAAGGAUUGCUGUCGACUGUAGACAGUGAUCAAUGAUAUGGGAAUAAAACAAAUGAUAUAUUGACGCCUUACGCCACUUUUUGUAUUGACUAAUCAAUGCUUCACUCAUCCGCCACAAUGAUGCAAUAUAUUUCAAUCUGAAUAUCUGAAUUAUUAUAUUCAUUAUAUGUAUAAAUAUGUAUGACAUAUUGCUCCACCUUGAUAGUUAAGUUCACCUCAAUGAGAAAACUGACUGUAGCAGUUUAUGCUAAUGCAUGCUAUAGCACCUCCCUGCAGUUAUGCUGAGAAUGCAACACACAAACGAAUUGCAUUCUGACACAUUUUGGAAUGCAAAAAUGUGUGAAUCCAACUUGUGUAGAUACAAGCGUUUGCAUUCACGUACUUGCGUAGACCAUAGUUUCUGUGCAACAAGAUUCUCUUAUGCUUGACUGUUCAAAUGAAUAAGCUACACUAUUGCAUGGUGAUGAAUAACUAAGCACACCGUAGAGAACGACACAGUUGUAUUGUAGUUCUACGAAGCUUGCUGUUAAUGUCAUUUUUUACUAGAUGCACAGCCUAAGACAAUCUGCCUUCAAAGCCAACAAAACACAAACUCCCACUUGAACAAUCUAAGCCAAUACCAUAUGCACAAACACAGCUACAGACACAAUUUAAAGGGAUAGUUCACCCCAAAAAAAUAAAUUCUCAUAAUGUAUUCACCCUUAUGACUUUCUUUCUUCUGCUCACCUCAAAUAUCUCAGCUCUGUAGGUCCAUUUAAUGCAAGUGAAUGUUGGCCAGAACUUUGAAGCUUCAUAAAUCACAUAAAGGUAGCAUUAAAUAAUCCAUACAAUCCAUACAAAAUAAGAAAGUCAUACACGUCUGUCAUGAGGGUGAAUACAUUAUGAAAAAAAUGUCCUUUUUGUGUGAACUAUCCCUUUAAAAGUAGAUGAAAUUUGUGUCUCCCAAUAGAAGUGUCUUGAGUUAUUUUUAGGGUAUUUACAGGGUUGCUAAUUAAUCUACAGCAAUUUUUGUGUUAUUUUUUACUAAUACAGCAGAAAUCGUACUAACAAUGUGAAAUUUAACUUAGAAAUAGUGGUGGACCAAUAUGGGUUUUUCAAUAACUUGAGGGCAGCGUCGCUGAUGGCAGAUAUAUUUAAAUUUAAUCAUAGCCAAUUAGAAGUGCAAUUAAAUUUAUUUUAGGCAGUGUUUACUCACAGUGUUUACAUCUUGCACUCCUGAAUGAUUAUUAGCAGGUACGUAUAGGACAGAUGGCUCUUAUGUGAAGAAUCAAGAAAAAUAUGAGCUUUAUAAAUUAUUAUAAUUGGCCACUCUAUAUUUUCAAAUUUACAAAACAUAUAUCUGGAAACAGAAAACAUGCAUUAUCAAUUGACCAGGCUGUUGGUAGAUUUUUAAACUGUUGCAAGGCCAAGCGGGCAAGGUUAUCACUCCAUGCCAGUAAUCUCAAAAAGGUGAAAUGUCGACCGAUUAAUAAGCAUGGCCGAUAUAUACCACUCUGUGAAAACUUUACAAUAUUCCUUGUGCACACUCCACAUUAUAGAAGCCCUCUCUGUGUUUAUUGUCUGUAAUAGGUGAUUCGUAAACAGAGUACGGUCAAUAAGUGUGUGGUUUUUACAGUGAAUAUUUUGGGUUAUUUUAACACAUUUUGGUCUGUUUCAUCCUUGUUAAAGAUACCUUGGCACUGCUGUAGCACACAUGCAAUAUUUUUUCUAAAUGUUUUCAGGGUCUUCUGCAAUAUAUAGUAGCACAAAAAGAGUGUUAUGUAUUUUGUCUUUAAUGCUAGACUAAUAUGAUGAGUUCAGAGAUGCAGUAUUUUUAGGCACUGAGUGUCACAAUUUAAAAAGACUUUUGAGAAAUUACUAUAGAUAUGGGCAACAUUAAUUAUUAUUUACUUAUUAUACAGUGGCCCCCAAAAAAUAUUUGGACACUUGCACCUCGCUUAAAAAUGUAUGCUUAUUAUUGCAUUAUAUAACAAAUUAUCAAAACCAAGUGGCAUUUAUUUUACCGAAAGAUUAAAGUAAUACAUUUGUAAGUGUCCUAAUACCUUUUUAUGUUUAAAUAAUGUUUAUUAUUAGUAUGACUAUUUAAAAAAUGUUUAAAUAAUGUUUCACUUGAUUCUAUUAGCCAUUAGCUCUUUUUGCUCAUUUGUUAUGAUGUAAUGUGUCUU
Messenger RNA from Xyrauchen texanus (razorback sucker), 4338 nucleotides. RefSeq names its product kelch domain-containing protein 8A-like. Bases 223 to 1287 code for a protein of 354 amino acids. The record is from RefSeq and is a predicted model, not a curated record. The transcript is spliced from 6 exons. NCBI's taxonomy places the organism in Eukaryota, Metazoa, Chordata, Actinopteri, Cypriniformes, Catostomidae. Gene Ontology annotation, molecular function: protein binding.